Messenger RNA from Mycosarcoma maydis (corn smut), 3327 nucleotides. RefSeq names its product putative chromatin remodeling complex ATPase subunit. Gene Ontology annotation, molecular function: ATP binding; DNA binding; ATP hydrolysis activity. The record is from RefSeq and is a predicted model, not a curated record. Bases 1 to 3327 code for a protein of 1108 amino acids. Lineage: Eukaryota; Fungi; Basidiomycota; Ustilaginomycetes; Ustilaginales. The transcript has a single exon. Gene Ontology annotation, biological process: nucleosome organization; regulation of transcription by RNA polymerase II. Gene Ontology annotation, cellular component: nucleus; chromatin.
AUGUCCAAAGCCCCCAAUGGCACCAACGGCCACCCUAAGCCGUCCGCCCUUCCCCCGGCGAUGCGCGACUCCAAAAACUGGGAAGACCAGGAUAAGCUUUCCGACUAUAUUCCGGGCUCUGGCGACCUCAGUCGAGCACCGACCGCCUCGGCUUCCGUCUCGAGAGCACAAACACCGCCCAAGAAGUGCCUUGCCGAUUCAGACGACGAAGACGCAGAUGAGCUCGACGACGAUGAUAGUGUCGUUAUAAUUUCACCAUCCAAGACGCCGCGACAGCUUGAAAAGGAGCGCGAAAAGAACGAACGUGCUGCAGCGCGUAAGCAAGAAAAGGCCGUCAAAGCUGCUCAGAACGAGACGCUCGCCAGCACGCGUCAGGAGAUGAGCAAGUCCAAGCUUGCCGAUAGUAUGAAGCGCUUCACGUACCUUCUCGGCCAGACUGAACUCUUCCAGCAUUUCAUCGACAUCAAGAAGGAACGCGACGAAGAGUUCGCCAAGAUGCUCGAAGAGUCGCAGGCUGCCAGCGCCAAGAAAGCCAAAAAGGGCGGAGACAACCGUCGCAGAAAGACCGAGAAGGAGGAAGACGAAGAGCUUCUCAAGGAAGGCAAUGAUGAGGAGGAGGAGUCGUUUGUAUUCAACGAAUCGCCAGCCUACGUCAAGGGCGGCAAAAUGCGAGAUUACCAAGUUCAGGGUCUCAACUGGAUGAUCUCGCUCUACCACAACGGUAUCAACGGCAUCCUUGCCGACGAAAUGGGUCUGGGCAAGACGCUCCAGACCAUCUCGUUCCUCGGUUAUCUGCGCGACUUCCGCGAAACGCCCGGAUUCCACCUCGUCGUUGUACCCAAGUCAACGCUUGACAACUGGUAUCGCGAGUUCCACCGUUGGGUGCCCGGCUUCAACGUUGUGACGCUCAAAGGAUCCAAGGAGGAGCGUGAAAAGGUGAUUCAGGACCACCUGCUGCCGCAAGACUUUGACGUCCUCAUCACCACCUAUGAAAUGUGUCUGCGCGAAAAGAGCGCGCUCAAGAAGCUCUCGUGGGAGUACAUUGUGAUUGACGAGGCGCACAGGAUCAAGAAUGUCGAUUCCAUGCUCUCGCAGAUCGUGCGUGCCUUCAACUCGCGUUCGCGCCUUUUGAUCACAGGUACGCCGCUGCAGAACAAUUUAAUGGAAUUGUGGUCGUUGCUCAACUUCCUUCUGCCCGACGUUUUCAGCAACUCGGAAGACUUUGAAUCGUGGUUCAAAGGCAAAGGUGACGAGAACCAGGAUCAAGUGGUGCAGCAGUUGCACAAGGUGCUGCGACCCUUUUUGCUGCGUCGUGUCAAGGCGGAUGUCGAAAAAUCGCUGCUCCCCAAAAAGGAGAUUAACAUUUUUGUCGGGCUGACCGAGAUGCAGCGCAAAUGGUACAAGAGCAUCCUCGAAAAGGACAUUGAUGCCGUCAACGGUGGCGUGGGCAAGAAGGAAGGCAAAACGCGGCUGCUCAACAUUGUCAUGCAGCUGCGCAAGUGCUGUAACCACCCGUACCUGUUCGAUGGUGCGGAGCCGGGUCCGCCGUUCACGACAGAUGAGCAUCUGGUCGACAACUCGGGCAAGAUGGUGAUCCUGGAUCGACUGUUGCACAAGAUGAAGCAGAAAGGUUCUCGCGUGCUCAUCUUUAGUCAGAUGAGCCGUAUGCUCGAUAUCUUGGAGGACUACUGUCUGUUCCGCGAGUACAAAUACUGCCGUAUUGACGGUGGUACCGCGCACGAUGACCGUAUCGCUGCCAUUGACGAGUACAACAAGCCUGGUUCGGAGAAGUUUGUGUUUUUGCUCACCACGCGAGCCGGAGGACUGGGUAUCAACCUGACCACGGCCGAUAUUGUGGUGCUCUUCGAUUCGGACUGGAACCCUCAGGCGGAUCUGCAAGCUAUGGACCGAGCGCAUCGUAUCGGACAGACCAAACAAGUCUACGUCUUCCGCUUCGUCACGGAGCACGCCAUCGAAGAGCGCAUCCUAGACCGUGCUGCGCAAAAGCUUCGUCUGGACCAACUUGUGAUUCAGCAAGGACGUGCACAGCAAGCGGCGAAAGCGGCGCAAUCCAAAGACGAUCUGGUCGACAUGAUCCAGCACGGAGCCGAAAAGAUUAUCUCGAACAAGGAAGACAUGUCGAUCAACGACGACAUUGACGAUAUUAUCUCUCGCGGAGAAGAACGCACACAGGCAAUCCAAGCCAAGUAUCAGGGACUCAACCUGGACGACCUGAACAACUUCAAGUCAGACACAGUGUACAAUUGGGAAGGAAACGAUUUCUCGGAACGCAAACCGAUCGGGCAGUUGUGGAUCGAGCCUAGCAAGCGAGAGCGCAAAGCCAACUAUUCGAUCGACAACUACUACCGCGACGCUAUGCGGGUGGGGCCGAAACCUACGCAGCCAAAAGCGCCACGUGCACCCAAGCAGAUCAACAUUAACGACUUCCAGUUCUAUCCUGCGCGUCUGACUGAGCUGCAAGAACGCGAGACGGCGGCGUACCAACGAUCGAUUGGCUACCGGGUGCCCGCCAAGGAAGCGUCCGAGGGUCAGACUGCCGAAGAAGCCGAGCAGGAGCGCAAGCAGGAGCAGGAUUUCAUCGACACAGCCGUGGCAUUGACGGAAGACGAGGUGGAAGAAAAAGAGGUUUUGGCACAAGAAGGAUUCGGUAACUGGAAUCGGCGAGAGUUCCAGAUCUUUGUGCGUGGCUGCGAGCGGUAUGGACGAAGAGCGUUUGCGCUGAUCGCUGCAGACAUGCCCGACGCCAGCAAGACCGAGAAGGAAGUUCGCGAGUACUCGAAAGUGUUCUGGGAUCGAAUCGACGAGUUGAGUGACUCGGCCAAACUGAUCGCGCGCAUCGAAGAGGGUGAGUCUAAGCUGGUCAAGCAGCAACAUCAGGAGUCGGUUCUGCGCAAGAAAGUGUCUUCGUACCGAUUGCCUCUGCUCCAGCUCAAGGUGGUGUACGGGCAGAACAAGGGAAAAUCGUACUCCGAGGAGGAGGAUCGGUUCCUGCUGGUCAAGUUGGCAGAGUACGGCUUGGCUGAAGGUAGCGAUACAUACGACCGCAUCAAGAAGGAUGUGAUGGGGUGGAGCGGGUUCCGGUUUGACUGGUUCAUCAAGAGCCGCACGCCGCAGGAGCUCGGUCGGAGGUGCAAUACAUUGGUGCUGCUCGUGCUCAAGGAGAUGGGAGAGGAGGAGGUUCCGAGUGUUGGUGGCGGUGCCAAGAAACGCAAGAGCGGUCUUGACACGGCGAGCAACGCCGGUAGCAGUAGAGCCGGUACGCCUAUCACUGCGCCAGGUGGGCCGAGCAAGAAGAAGAAAAAGUAA